This is a messenger RNA of Polychytrium aggregatum, 2134 nucleotides long. RefSeq lists its product as uncharacterized. The coding region runs from base 117 to 1973 and encodes 618 amino acids. The record is from RefSeq and is a predicted model, not a curated record. The transcript is spliced from 4 exons. NCBI's taxonomy places the organism in Eukaryota, Fungi, Chytridiomycota, Chytridiomycetes, Polychytriales.
AUCUCGUUUCUGCUCUCUGCAGCAAUCCAUCCUGCUCCUCCCCCCCCCCGGCGUCUCCCGUAUCGCCCAAACUCCCUCUCCUGGGCCCAGUCCGCUUUCCGCGCCUGUCUCCCAGCAUGUCCACCACAGUCAUCCCCAUCAACCCGGCCCAGGUCCAAUGGCUCGCCAAGCACAAGGCCAACUAUAGUUCGCCCGAGUGCCUCGUCGGCGUCACAUCGCCUGCCACUGCGAUUUUCAACCUGGGCGACGUCGUCCUUGCCUCCAACCGCUGCGCCUGUUUUGCAGCCACCCAAACCACCAACAGCUCUUGCCAGUACAUCUCCGUUUCCUCGGCCACGAACACAGCCUUCGUCAACUCCUGCGGCACCGAUGCCACCUGCAAAACUGGCUGUCAGGUCGUUGGGUCCUUCUCGACGGCUUCGUCGAACCCGUGCACCUCGAACUAUAUCACCGGCGCCAUCUCGUCCUCGGACUACACGACGACAGCCCUGUGGGACCCGGGUUUCAACACCAACUACUUCUACUACUACUCCUUCUCCAUGGGCGACACCUCAUGCUCCUCGGCUUUCCUCGCCAACCGUAUCCCCGUCUACCCAACCUGCACCUUGGUGAUGACCGGCGUCUACGCCCUCACCCUCCAAAACGCCAACAACGGCCAGCUCGAGCUCUACGGCUGCAGCGAUUCCAAGUGCAACACAUGCCAGCUUGCCUAUACCGACACUCGCUCCAACACCUGUGUCAUCGACAGCAACGACUCGGGUACAUUCUUCACCAUCUACAGAGAAGGUGGCGUCUUCAACAACCCCUUGCUGGCCCUUCCCUCGGGGUUUCCCAACCAGACCGUUGUCCCGACCACAACCAAGAGCGUCGUUGCGUCUUUGACCCCCAGCGCGACCCCGUCCCCAGACACUCAAAGCUCGGGCAACUCAGCCGCCAUCAUUGGAGGUACCGUCGGCGGGAUUCUCGCGCUCGCAGUUCUUGUCGGUGGUAUUAUAGCCUGGCGCCGAUUCGGCUCUAAGAACCCGAAGCAGGAUCAAGCCCGCCCGACCUCGACCCUCUCCAGUACCGCUUCCCAGCCCAGGAGCCAGCCGACCGUCAAUAGCAGCGUCGUCGAGUCGCACCAGGGAUACGAUACCCGUGGUGCUCCUCCCCCUCCAGCCAGCCAGCCGUACUCGUCGCAGGCACCCCCGGUCCAGCCUUUUGCGACCCAAGGAUUCGCCCACCCUCAGCAUCCCGGCCACCCAUAUCCUCCUCAUUCUGUUCCUGCCCAGCCUCUCCCGGGCCAGCCCUUGCCGCCCCAGCAGCUGUCUCCUCAGGCUCCGUACCAGUCUCCUCGUCAGUCUUUUCUUCCUUCGCCUCAUCCUUCUGCACCCUACGGCGCCCCAUAUGCCUCGGACGCUGCAUAUCCCGCGGGUCAGCCUUACCCAGUGAGCACAGCCUACGCCCCGAACUCGGGCCAUCCGUCGCACGUGUCCUAUUCGGCUGCCCCCUAUCCAUCUCCCCAAGGAUUCUUGGAUAGCAACGGCCGACCCACCAGCGGCUUUUACAACCCAUCUGGACCCCGCGACUCUUUCCAGUCUGCGGCGAACGUGGGUACCCCGCCCAACUAUCACCAGGUUUCGGCCACUCCGGCCGGACAGCCCGUCUUCGUUGACGAAAAGUUCCAGCUCGGCAGCUAUCAGCGUCCGGCCGAGAGUUUUGGCCAGCCCACUUCGGUGUAUCUCCCGGCCGGAAUGCCUGGACCGAGUUCGACCUCGGACGAGUCCAAAGCCGCAUCGCGCUAUGUCGCCAUCAAGGCUACAUCCCGAGACGACGCCGCUGGCCUUGCUCUCAACAUCGGCGAUGUGGUGCUCGUGGCUCAAGAGUUCCAGAACGGAUAUGCUCAGGCAUUCAACCAAACCACCGGGCUCUCGGGCCGCAUCCACCAAGACUCUGUCGCUCCCCUUGGAGCGGAGCGUUUCCUGCCAUCGUAGGAGCCGCGGCACCCCUCGGCCCUGGACCGCUGCCGCAACAGCCGCGGCUUUGACCACAUCCAACCUACAACCAAAGACAAACAUCUUGAAAUUGAAUCGAAUGACCCCUUUUUCUGUUCUCAUCAACUGUGACGAAUACACAUUUGCUUGUCCGUCCACCG